Penicillium verhagenii is the source of this 957-nucleotide messenger RNA. RefSeq names its product putative cell surface protein (gene dprA). NCBI's taxonomy places the organism in Eukaryota, Fungi, Ascomycota, Eurotiomycetes, Eurotiales, Aspergillaceae. The transcript is spliced from 3 exons. The record is from RefSeq and is a predicted model, not a curated record. Bases 1 to 957 code for a protein of 318 amino acids.
AUGGGUCUCGUGCAGAAAGCCGAGGAGAUCUUCACCGGCCACACCAGCUCCACAAGCCACAACAACAGCAACUCUGCCAACAACGGCCCUCACAGCUCCAGCCUAGCAAACAAGCUUGAUCCUCGCGUGGAUAGCGACCGUGAUAACCGUGCUCGCCAUGAAGCUAUCGGAGGUGCUGCUGGCCCACACAGCAGUGACAUGGCCAACAAGCUUGACCCACGAGUCGAUAGUGAUCGAGACAACCGUGCUGCCCAUGUAAACCCACCCGGUGGUACUACUGGCCCCCACAGCUCCAACUUGGCAAACAAGAUGGAUCCCCGCGUGGAUGCCAACAAGACAAGCCGUGUACCCGGCCAGAAUGUUUCCGGUGGAUUCUACGACACAACUGGCACCACAGGCACUACCACUGGCCCCCACAGCUCAAACCUAGCCAACAAGAUUGAUCCUCGCGUUGACUCGGAUGCGAGUAACCGUGUCGGUACUGGUGCUGGCACCACUGGCUUCGGUACGAGCACUUACGAUGCUGCUCCAACAUCCACAAUGGCCGGACAUGGAGGCAACACCUACAACACUGGCUCAACCACCACUGGACCCCACAGCUCUAACUUGGCCAACAAGGCGGACCCUCGCGUCGCCUCCGACUUUGACCGUGCUCGCGUUGGUACCAUUGGUACCGAUACUUAUGACACCGGACAUGGAGGUAACACCUUCAACUCGGGCUCGACCAAUGCCGGCCCCCAUAGCUCCAACCUAGCCAACAAGAUGGAUCCUCGCGUCGACUCCGAUUUGGAUAGCAGAGCUCCGGGUGCCAGCACCCUCGCGGGUAGCAGCUACAACAACCCCACCACUGGAGGUACGACGGCUGCUCCCCACUCUUCCCACCUGGCAAACAAGGUCGACCCCCGUGUGGAUUCUGAUCUUGACAGAGGCGCACCCGGAGUCCAGCGUACCUUUUAA